Venustampulla echinocandica is the source of this 1056-nucleotide messenger RNA. Its product is annotated as Arabinogalactan endo-beta-1,4-galactanase. The record is from RefSeq and is a predicted model, not a curated record. NCBI's taxonomy places the organism in Eukaryota, Fungi, Ascomycota, Leotiomycetes, Helotiales, Pleuroascaceae. Gene Ontology annotation, molecular function: glucosidase activity. Gene Ontology annotation, biological process: pectin catabolic process. Bases 1 to 1056 code for a protein of 351 amino acids. The transcript is spliced from 2 exons.
AUGUUGCUGCAAGCACUCAUUCCUUUCAUAUUCGCGCCACUGGCCGCCGGCGGAUUGACGCAUAAGGGGGUCGAUUGGUCAAGUACAAUAGUUUUGGAAAAUUUAGGGAAGACCUUCAAGACCGCAUCUGGCUCCGUUGCACCGUUUGAAACAAUUCUCAAAUCCAGUGGCGUAAACACAGUACGACAGCGGCUAUGGGUGAACCCAAAGGAUGGCAACUACAACUUGGCAUAUAACAUCAAACUUGCCCAGCGCGCAAAAGCCGCCGGUCUGAAUGUUUACCUUGACUUACAUUUCAGCGACACAUGGGCCGAUCCGGCUCACCAGACACUCCCUGCAGGCUGGCCAACAGACAUAGAUAACCUCGCCUGGAAAGUCUAUAACCACACCUUAGAAGUCUGCAACAGCUUCCAAACUGCCGGUACGCCGCUCUCCCUAAUCUCCAUCGGCAACGAAAUUACAAACGGUAUGCUAUGGCCCCUAGGUAAGGUCUCCAAUCCUGGAAACCUCGCUCGGCUGUUACACUCCGCCUCAGCGGGAGUUAAAGACUCCACGCUCAACCCCAAACCCAAAAUUAUGAUCCAUACGGAUAAUGGAUGGAACUGGGGCACGCAAUCCUGGUUCUUCAAAUUGAUUCUGGGCCAAGGAACGCUCCUUGCGAGCGACUUCGACAUCAUCGGGCUCUCAUACUAUCCAUUCUACAGCGCCUCUGCCACCCUCGCUUCCCUUAAAUCGAGCCUGAAUAACCUAGCAUCUGGAUAUGGGAAACAGAUCAUAAUCGCAGAAACGGACUGGCCCGUUUCUUGCCCCAAUCCAGCCUAUACUUUUCCAAGUGAUGCAGCGAAUAUCCCCAAGAGUGUGGCAGGACAGACAACCUGGAUGAAGGAAGUCGCUUCGGUCCUAGCUGGAGUCAGCAAUUCUCUGGGAGUCGGGCUGUUCUAUUGGGAGCCUGGGUGGGUCGGAAACGGGGGGUUGGGAAGCUCGUGUGCCGAUAAUUUGAUGGUUGAUGGUAACCUGGCGGCGAGGUCGAGUUUGUCUGUUUUCUCCUCGAUAUAA